GUUUUACAUCCGUUACCUCAAACAACGCACAUAAUAUCAUAUUGUAUGUAGUGACUGCAUAACUAUCGCAAGUGCCGGACGGUUCCAUCAGUGUUUAUAUAAUUUGAAAAAUGAUUUCAAAAUAGUUAUGUAAAACUAUUAACAAUAUACGUAAAUAGUAUUGGGAAAAUAUAUUGUAAAGUGUAUAUUUGUUAUGUAUUUAUACUCAGAUAUUUCAUACAGAACAGAGAUUUAGUAAAUAAAAGUGAAAUGUUAUAAUUUGAAUCAAUACGGUUACAAAUGGCUCUACAAAAUGCGUUUGUCCAAAACUACUACGACUGCACUCCUUGCAUCAUGGAUAAUACUUUCCAUUUAUUAUUACAAUAUCUUCAACUUAAUACCAUUCAGUUAUAAGUUUAAAACUAAGUUUUAUGAUGUGCAAUUAAUUAAUAAUGUAUCUAGUCAUCAGUAUACAAAUUUUGAUAACAGCACUGAAGAUGUGUUGCUAAAUACACCAGGAUGUUAUAUACCCAACUAUGAAAGUAAACUAGUUUUUAAAGAAGCAAUCAAUUAUAAAGGCAAUUGUGGUCCCAGAGCCGUGUUCAUAGAGAAGGUAUCUGAUGACAAGAUUGUAUUCCUAAUAAAUAAAGCCAAACUAGAAUCUUACAGGAAGAAUAAACAAAACUUCUCUUGUUGUUAUCAAUUUGUCAGUAGAUCUACGGUUCCCACAUUUAGAGAUGUGAGAAUUACAUAUUCACCAUGUAUUUUAUUCUCCGAUGGUACAAUAACAACAUUAAAGGAGGAGGUCAUUACAGUGACUUGUGGCUUAAAACCUGACAAAAAGGUCAAAAAUAUUUAUGAAGACGCUUAUAUGAUGAUCAAGAAAAAAAAGAACACUAAUGAGGGAAACAGUAAUGAAAACGCUUGGAAUGUACUCUUAUUAGGCAUGGAUACAAUGUCACGAGCAAGAGCAUACUACAAUAUGCCUUUCACUAUGCGAUAUUUCCAAAAACUAGGCUGGUUAGACUAUAGAGGAUAUAAUAAGGUAGGCUUCAACACAUUCCCAAAUGUUAUGUCUAUAUUAACUGGGAAAAAAUUAGAAAAAUUGUACGGUUUGUGUUCACCAAACAUGAAUCAUUGUGAAGAUCAUAUUAUUUGGAAAAAAUAUAAAAAUGCUGGUUUCAGGACAGCGUUUGGUGAAGAUAAUUUAUCUCUUCCUGACACAUUUUACAAUUAUGGCGGUUUCGAAAUCAUACCAACAGACCAUUACAUGCGUCCUUUAUUUUUAACCGGAGAAAAGGCCAGGGGUAAUAUUAUAUGCACCAAAAAAAUACCUUCUGCUAAACAUAUUCUACAAUACGCGUCUCAGUUUUUGGAUACGUAUAAUGACGAAAAUUUCUUCGGAUUCUUUUGGAUAAAUUCUUAUAGUCAUAACUUAAUACACAAACCCAGUCUGUUAGAUAAAGAUUUAGUCAAUUUCUUUGAAAACUUGCCACUGUCGAACAAUACAUUCAUUAUCUUCGUAAGUGAUCACGGUAUAAGGUACGGUAAAAUGAGGUACCUAAUGGAGUCGUAUUACGAAGAACGAUUACCUAUGUUUUUUAUAUGGGUGCCAUACGAUUUUAGAGAACGCUACAAGGAGAAAUAUAAAAAUCUUCAGCUUAAUCAGCAUCGGCUAACAACGCCGUACGAUUUACAUGCAACUUUAUGGGAAAUAUUAAAGAUAUCAAACGACUCUAUUGAUAUUACUGUGCCGGAGGCAUGUCCUCACUGCACUAGUCUGUUUAAAGAAAAAUCACCGUACCGAACUUGUGCGGACGCAGCAAUCGACAAAAAAUGGUGCGGCUGCCACAAAUUAGUUCCGGUGGACACAAAAGACACGGAUGUUUUUAACAGCUUACAAUUAACAAUUUCACACAUACAAAAUAAAUCACAACAUGUAGAAACUAAAAACUGUAUGAAAUGUAGUGAAUUCAAACUAAAAACAGUAUUAAGAAGUCAUUCAUAUGUUGAUAGUGCUAAUAACAAAACCUAUUAUGUAAUAGCGUUUCUACUGUCGCCUGGUGACGUAGGCUACGAAGCUACCGUAGAGAAAGACGGCAAUACGCUUAAAGAACUGCAACCUACAACUACAAUAACCAAAUACAACACCAAGGGAAACUGUGUAGUAAAAACUUUUGACCGGUCGUAUUGUGUAUGUGAAAGGGUUCCAAAAUGUUUUAAAAAACACAAAACAAAAUAAUUUAAUAAUAAUAUUUAAUCAUAAAGAAAA
Molecule: messenger RNA, 2251 nt
Organism: Galleria mellonella (greater wax moth)
Lineage: Eukaryota; Metazoa; Arthropoda; Insecta; Lepidoptera; Pyralidae
Exons: 5
Coding region: 293-2221 (642 amino acids)
Source: RefSeq, a predicted model, not a curated record